This is a messenger RNA of Cynocephalus volans (Philippine flying lemur), 1733 nucleotides long. It is a transcript of the gene KLF2, whose product is annotated as KLF transcription factor 2. The transcript is spliced from 3 exons. Bases 183 to 1247 code for a protein of 354 amino acids. The record is from RefSeq and is a predicted model, not a curated record. Gene Ontology annotation, molecular function: RNA polymerase II cis-regulatory region sequence-specific DNA binding; DNA-binding transcription factor activity, RNA polymerase II-specific. Gene Ontology annotation, biological process: regulation of transcription by RNA polymerase II. NCBI's taxonomy places the organism in Eukaryota, Metazoa, Chordata, Mammalia, Dermoptera, Cynocephalidae.
CAUCCGGGACGCGUUUCCGCCGCCGCCGCCUUGGCCCGGCCCCCGCGCGCCGAGCCUAUAAGGCUGGGGCGGGCCCGGCCGCGGCCCGCAGAACUGUCCCCACCCGCCCUCGCCCCGACCAGCCCGGCCCCGGGCAGCUGCUCACCGGUGUCCUCAGUCCGCGUCCGCCCCGGGUCCCGGCCAUGGCGCUGAGCGAACCCAUCCUGCCGUCCUUCUCCACUUUCGCCAGCCCGUGCCGAGAGCGCGGCCUGCAGGAGCGCUGGCAGCGCGCAGAGCCCGAGGCAGGCGGCACCGACGACGACCUCAACAGCGUGCUGGACUUCAUCCUCUCCAUGGGGCUGGACGGCCUGGGCGCCGAGGCCGCCCCGGAGCCGCCGCCGCCUCCCCCGCCGCCCGCGUUCUACUACCCGGAGCCCAGCGCGCCGCCCCCCUACGGCGCCCCCACGGGUGGCCUGGUGUCCGAGCUGCUGCGGCCCGAGCUGGACGCGCCGCCGGGGCCGGCGCUACACGGUCGCUUUCUGCUCGCGCCCCCCGGCCGCCUGGUCAAGGCCGAGCCCCCCGAGCCGGACGGCGGCGGCGGCUACGGCUGCGCGCCCGGCCUGGCCCGCGGGCCUCGCUGCCUCAAGCGGGAGUGCGCCCCGGGCCCGGGAACCGCGUGCUUGCGAGGCCCCCGGGGCCGCCCCCCGCCACCCCCCGACACGCCGCCGCUCAGCCCCGACGGCCCCGCGCGUCUGCCCGCGCCCGGCCCGCGCACCCCCUUCCCACCGCCCUUCGGCGGCCCCGGCUUCGGCGCGCCCGGGCCCGGCCUGCACUACGCGCCGCCCGCGCCCGCCACCUUCGGUCUCUUCGACGACGCGGCCGCCGCCGCCGCCAUGGGCCUGGCGCCCCCCGCCCCCCGCGGGCUGCUCACGCCGCCCGCCUCCCCGCUGGAGCUGCUGGAGGCCAAGCCCAAGCGCGGCCGCCGCUCCUGGCCCCGCAAGCGCACCGCCACCCACACCUGCAGCUACGCCGGCUGCGGCAAGACCUACACCAAGAGCUCCCACCUCAAGGCGCACCUGCGCACGCACACAGGCGAGAAGCCUUACCACUGCAACUGGGACGGCUGUGGCUGGAAGUUUGCGCGCUCAGACGAGCUCACGCGCCACUACCGCAAACACACGGGCCACCGGCCAUUCCAGUGCCACCUGUGUGACCGUGCCUUCUCACGCUCCGACCACCUGGCGCUGCACAUGAAGCGGCAUAUGUAGCCCAGACGCCCCCGCCCACCUGCGCGCGGCCGUGGCGGGUCCCACGCGCCGGGCGCGGCCCCCUUCCAAACUGUGAGUGGUAUUUAUUGGACCCAGAGGACCGGGCUGGGCACAGCGUGGCCGCAAGAGGAUUCCCCAGACGACGACGACGCCACCGCCCCAGCCGCCAUCUGUGACUGAGAGCUCACAAUCCUCUUUGACGAGUUUUGUUUUCAAAAUGGUGCAAUAAUUAAGUGUCGUCUUUUCUCCUGCCAGGUCUACACUAGAGGAUCGAGGAUUGAUGCCUUGUGAAAAAUGCCCCCUUAAUUUGUACUGCUUGCGAACUGCCUGCCUGCGACAUUUUUUAUAAUAUUGUACAGUCACUGUGACAGAUAAUUGUAUUACUGUAAAUAGGGAGACAGGUGGGCAUUUUUGGCUGCCUGGAUCGUUUUUAUAAGACUUUUGCUGUUUUUUAAUUUAAAAAAAAAAAAGUUUUGCAUCUUUUGA